Ruditapes philippinarum (Manila clam) is the source of this 5453-nucleotide messenger RNA. RefSeq names its product importin subunit alpha-7-like. The record is from RefSeq and is a predicted model, not a curated record. Gene Ontology annotation, cellular component: cytoplasm; nucleoplasm; nucleus. Gene Ontology annotation, biological process: NLS-bearing protein import into nucleus. NCBI's taxonomy places the organism in Eukaryota, Metazoa, Mollusca, Bivalvia, Venerida, Veneridae. Gene Ontology annotation, molecular function: nuclear import signal receptor activity; protein binding. The coding region runs from base 153 to 1763 and encodes 536 amino acids. The transcript has 14 exons.
AUAAAAAAUUGUAUAUAAAUACACACACUAAUCAUUUUGAUAAAAAAAUAUUUUAUCACGCAUGCGUAUUACUAACAGCUGAGACGGAACCUGAAAGGAAAACUAGCACUUUUUUAUUCAAAGUUUACAAAUAUUUACAAACAGAUUAAGAGAUGUCUGCAGAUAGCACUGGACCUGCCCAUCGUUUGAAAUCAUACAAAAAUAAAGCUUUAGAUUCCCUUGAAUUAAGAAGACGGAGAGAAGAAGAAGGUAUCCAACUACGUAAACAAAAACGUGAUGAACAAUUAUUCAAGAAGAGAAAUGUGACACUACCAGCAGAUGGUGAUGAGGAUGUAACUGGGUCAGAUGCUACAGAUCAUACUGUCACCUCAACAUCUUCUUUAGGGCAAGGUGGUAUUACCCCUGAGAUGGUGCAAGAUUUAUACAGUGAAGAUCUUGAUAAACAAGAACAAGCUACACAGAAAUUUAGAAAAUUGCUUUCCAGAGAGCCAAAUCCACCAAUAGAUGAAGUUAUACAGACUGGAAUCAUUCCACGAUUUGUUGAGUUUCUUGAAACAGAUGGAAGCUACACAUUACAGUUUGAAGCAGCGUGGGUAUUAACUAACAUAGCGUCCGGUUCAUCUCUCCAGACUAGAGUAGUUAUUGCAGCUAAUGCUGUACCAAUAUUUGUCCGUCUCCUCAGCUCCGAUAUAGAAGAUGUGCAAGAACAGGCAGUUUGGGCUUUAGGAAACAUAGCUGGAGACAGCCCAGAAUGUAGAGACUAUGUUCUUAGUGAAGGAAUUCUUGUACCUUUAUUACAGUUAUUAAGUAAAAGCAAUAGUUUAUCCAUGACAAGAAAUGCUGUUUGGUGUUUGUCAAAUCUCUGUAGAGGCAAGAACCCACCUCCAGACUUUACAAAGGUAUCACCCUCCCUGCCAGUGCUUGCCAGACUAUUAUACCACACAGAUAAAGAUGUGUUAGCAGACUCAUGUUGGGCACUGUCAUAUCUCUCGGAUGGUCCUAAUGAAAAAAUACAAGCUGUGAUUGACUCCGGAGUGUGUAGAAGACUUGUUGAACUUCUUAUGCACAAUCAUCAAAGUGUGGUAUCAGCAGCCCUGAGAGUUGUAGGAAAUAUUGUAACUGGAGACGACUAUCAAACACAAGUAAUUUUAAGUUGUUCAGCUUUACCUUGUUUACUGCAUUUACUGAGUAGUUCAAAAGAAUCUAUUAGAAAGGAAUCUUGCUGGACAAUAUCCAAUAUCACUGCUGGAAACAGGAUGCAAAUUCAGGCGGUUAUAGACGCAAACAUUUUCCCCGUGUUGAUAGAUAUCCUAGGUCGAGCAGAUUUCAAAACCCGUAAAGAAGCUGCUUGGGCAAUCACAAAUGCAACAUCUGGUGGUUCACCUGAACAAAUCAGGUUUUUGGUUGAUCAAGGAUGUAUCCAGCCUCUAUGUGAUUUGUUGACAGUUAUGGACAGUAAGAUAGUUCAGGUGGCCCUGAAUGGUCUGGAGAACAUACUGAGACUAGGAGACCAGGAUGCCAAAUCAAACAACGGAGCUAAUCCUUACUCUGUUAUGAUUGAGGAGUGCUAUGGUUUAGACAAGAUAGAGUUUCUACAAAGUCAUGAAAAUAGAGAGAUCUACCAGAAAUCUUUUGACAUGAUUGAGCGAUACUUCGGUACAGAGGAAGAGGACCGGGGUAUUGCACCAGAAGUUGACCAGAACUCCGAGCAAUACCAGUUCCAAGCAGCAGAUAAUGCUCCAAUGGGAGGUUUCCAGUUUUAGCUCGGGAGUUUGAAAUAUUCAGAGUAGCUCUUUCAUCAGUCAAAAAAAUAGCAUCACUAUAAUCGUGAUAGGUUUCAUUGUGAGGAAUCUACAUUGGCAAGGUCCUUCCCCCCCAUUGACGAGACAGCGACAAUUAGGAUCCAACAACAACAAUUCCCAGGACUUGAUGGGCAAUAGUGAUAAACAUCAUGAUAAUUGACGUCCCCCCAUAGUGAUGAAGAUGUGAUGAACUUCUAAGCUAUAUUGACAUAAUGGUAAGAUGGUAACCAUUCAAGUCCAGAGAAUUUCCCGGAAGUUAUUGUGAUCUUUAGAUCAGAUAAUCUUCCUAAGACAGCGGUGGAGAAUACUUAACUGACGAUUAAAUUCCAUGUUCGACAAUGUGGAAUCGGCCAGAGACGAUAGACUGAACAUUUGAGGAAUAAAUGAAAGUUACAGGAAUGUUCACUUUGCCUGGAAAAUAGUAUGGAAAUGGAACUUAAUUGUUGAGAUGUGUGAUAAAUAUGUGAUAAACAGAUUAUCCAGGCAUUGUUUAAAGGAGAAGUGUUGAAUACAAGAUAUUUCCUCAAAAAAACUGAACUAGUCCCCGAGGACAUAGAACAUUGACUGCUAUGCACAAAUUACAAAUUAAAAAUUAACCUGUUGGAAUCUCAUUUAUAAAAGUAAAUGAGGAAUGAAUAAUAUGAAGUGAUCUCAGUGUGAUAAAAUAAAAGUGAAUCUUUGUAUAUUUGUUUAUUUUAAAAAGUGAAUUCAUGAAAGUACUAAAUUAUAAAUUGUAUUCACUUGAGGGACAAUUGCUUGUUGAAGUCAAGCAGACAAUGUGAUAAAAGUGUAAUUGUGACUUAAAUAAUAAAACCAAGGAUUUCUAGUGAGUACUGUGUUCAUGCCAUGCAUAGACAAACUGUCCAUAGACGCUCAACCAAUGUCCAUUGACGCUCAAAAUGACCCCCCGAUUUACUUUCCCUUCAAAUACCCUUCCAGCAUUUUACGAGAUUGUUGUGAUGUGAUACUUGUGUUUUAAAAAGGCAAUGGUGCUUAAAGUUAUACAGACAAAAAGUUAUUUUUUGUCGGUGGAAAGGGCAAGAGUAUAAUGCAGGAAACCUCGAUUCCAUGGACAUUUUCGACAUGCAGACAUUUAUGGACAUUUUAUGAACAUUCGGACAUUAUCCCUUCCAAGAAGGACUUGCGAUUUUUUUGUGAUAAGUGAUAACUUCAAUUUGUUGGAAGAAAAUUCAAGCUUCUUUUACCAGUUCCAGGUAACCAAGGCAACUGGACAGAAACAUUCCAUAAAAUAGAAGUUGCAACCCCGAAGUUUUCUCUUUUUGUUGUUUCAUUUCUGACAAAUUUAUGAAUCAUUUAUAUUAAUUAUAUUAAUUAACGGAAAUGUUAGCAAAUCAUACUAAGCUUUAACAGAACCAUUCAGAAGCUUAUCUUGUUUUGUUAUAUUGAUUUAUAUUAUUGGAUUGUUGGUGAAUUGUUGACUGUUGUAUUGAAAACUUGUUUAUUGUAUUAUUAUUCCCUAACAUUAUAAUAAGUUAACAUGCAGAUUAACACUAGAAAUAUAUAUCUAGUUAGUUUACUGCAGAUAUUAUUGGCUGAAUUUUUAUUUCAGUUUACUUUUCUACUAUUGUCUUUCUUUGUUUUUCUUUUAUUUUUUUCUAAGGUUUUUGGUGUACAGAUUUUUAUUUGUACUUACUUUGUAUAGACUGCUAUGUAUCUGUCAAAUUAUGGUUUCAUAUUACUGGAAAUUUUUUCGUUUGUUGAAAAAGAUUUCUUAUUUUAGAUUUAAAGGAAAGUUUAAAAUUCGUAUUAAAAGAUUAAUAAUGAAGUAAAAUUUUGUUUCCAGUGUUGUAAUUAAUACAUUGAUUAUCUUGUUUAACUUUCUCAGUUACUGUUGCCGGAAAUUUUUUAAAUGCGUCUCUUCCGGAACAUUGUUAUGUGUCAAAAAAAAAAUAUUUUUUAUCAUUAUUUGUUGUUUUCCUUAUUUAGAAGGUCAUCCUAUUUUUAUCCAAAAAAUGGGGGGUGGGGUAUGGGUGACAGUAUUCAGAGUUUUAACAUUUGGUUCAACUGUACACUUUUAUAUGUUUUGAUAUAUAUCUUUUUACAUUUAUUAUGAGAUACUUAAUGGAGUUUAUCCUAAUAUUGUUUAUUUAGUGCCAUUAAACCCAUAUUGGGACUAUGUUAAGUUUUAUAAGAUAGAAAAAUGCUAUGGAAUAUAUGAACAAGAAUCAAUUUUGAAACAUGCAUGUUUUAUAGAAAUGUGUUUAGACGUCUAAAGGCAGGGUAAAAAAAAUUUCCUUGAUCAGAAUAUUUUUCAAUGUUUCUGGUUGAUGUUUUGUUAUUAUUCAAGAAUGGGCCAACAUCGUAUUAUUUUGUAUGUUAAAAGUAUUUUUCGCAUAAUGACUAGACUAUGGCAUUAUAAUUGUAAGAACAUUUUUCUUUAAAUAGGAUGACCUAAUUUCUUUUUUGUAUAUAUAUUAAGUUCAUGUAAAUAAACAGUAAAAACAUACACACAACAACAACAACACACUGAACAUAUCACACCAAAAUAAACCAACACAUGUCAAAUCAAACAUGUAUAUUAUAUAGAAGUAAGUUGUGCAAAACAUUUGUGUACAAUGAAAGAAAAUACAUAUUUAUAGUGAAGAAGGUUCGCUAUUUAUAAGAAUAUAUUGCAAACCAAUGGAUGCCAUUUUAGGUGGGGAGAUGGUGGGAAAAUUUCAGAAGGAAGAUUUUGCUGAAAGCCAGAUCCAUAUUUGCUAUCAUUAAGCGUGAAUAUCUUUCGCUGUUGCAAAAUAUUUUCAGAGGAAUAAAAAACAAAUAAGUUGACUUUGGUCUGUAUACAUAUCUAGUGACUGGUUCAUACUUUCUGAAGAAUGCAAGUUAGAAUUAAGAUGUAAAGGGGUAUAGGUGACGCAGAUCUUCAGGAACUUUUACUGCCAAAAUUGAUAUAUAAUACUGACAUGCUAGUCAAGUUGUUUUCCUGUAUUUUUUUGUUAUUUUUCAGUCUCUAUGGUUACUAGUAGUGAUUGAAACACUUGUUAAAUAUGUACAUUAUGUACAUUUCCUCAAAGAAAAAUUCCAGAUGUUGAUUUUUUUUUUAUUUUUGCAGAAAAAGUAAGAAAUGUUUCAUAUUUGUAACAAUGACUUGCAUGAAAAAUAUACUUUUUUUUCAAAUCAUGAACAUGAAUAUAUCAUGAUAGCGAUUUAUAUAACUGUUAUGAAAUUGAUGAAAUUUGAUAUUCUAUCACACUGGUCAAGAUGGACAUAAAAAAUUUACUUUAAAAAUCGUAUAUUAAAUAUUUGGUCCACCGCUAGACAAUCAGACCAAGUUAUAUCAAUGACAUAAUGUGACAAAGAAUUGGAUUAUAUUAUUAGCAUUGGUUUUUGAGACAGAGUAAAAUUAAAUUGUAUUGAACUCGAGCAAUUACUUAUAUUGUGGCCUAUAUAAAAAAUCGUCACCAUUUUAAACUUACAUGUCCAACUCUUACACAAAACAAAGAAAUACAUACAUACAUACAAACAAACAAACAAACAAUGCCUCAAUAUGUUAAUCAAAUGUUACAAUUACAUAACAUGCAAACAAAUAUAAAAAAAAAAGAAAAGCACAUACAAAAAAAAUACAAACUAAAACAUGCAUUCACCAAGAUAACACUUGUCAAAAUUCUUGUGUGAAUUAAAAAUGAAAAAUUA